Pleurotus ostreatus (oyster mushroom) is the source of this 570-nucleotide messenger RNA. RefSeq names its product ER membrane protein DP1/Yop1 (gene YOP1). The record is from RefSeq and is a predicted model, not a curated record. Lineage: Eukaryota; Fungi; Basidiomycota; Agaricomycetes; Agaricales; Pleurotaceae. The transcript has 3 exons. The coding region runs from base 1 to 570 and encodes 189 amino acids.
AUGUCCGCAGCUCAGAAAGUGCAGCAACACCCCGUCAUCGUCGAUGCCCAGAACAAGGCCGCCUACUACGUAAACCAGCUCGACAAAGAGCUCAACAAGUACCCUGUCCUCAUCACCCUCGAGCGUCGCACAGACAUUCCCAAGGUCUACACCGUCCUCGGCGCCUUUGCCCUCCUCGCAGCCCUUCACCUCAUCAACCCCCUCGCAGCCCCCGUCUCAAACCUCAUCGGCUGGGGCCUCCCCGCCUACCUCUCCUUCAAGGCCAUCGAGUCCCCACAGACACAGGACGACGUCCAGUGGCUCACCUACUGGACCGUCUUCGGCUUUUUCAAUUUCCUUGAGAGCUUCGCCCUCCGCGCCCUCCUCUACUACGUCCCCUGGUAUUUUGCCUUCAAGACCGUUUUCAUUGUCUGGCUGCAGCUCCCCGCGUUUAGGGGCGCACAAUCGAUGUAUCACACCAUCCUCAAGCCGAUCGUGUCCAACCUCGGUAAUGCUCAGGUAGUCGCGCCCCACCCAGACACCACCGCCGACAACCUCCGCGAUCGCGCCCAGGCCGCCACAUCCGAGUGA